UGUAGCUUAUUUCUAUAUUUUUAUCGCAUAGAUAGAUAUCAUUCAUUUAUCUAUUGUAUUCAUUUACUCAUUUAGUUUAUGUACUGUGUGUUAUGUAUGCAUCAUAAGGGUUAUUUCUUAUUUCUUAUCUAUUUAUUUGCAUAUGUACUCAUGCUACCUAUCUCCUCCUUUUAUUCAUCUACCCUUGUCUCCUUCAAAUACCCUUGCAUCCUCUUUUUGUUCUCUCCUUUACACUCAUGUGUCAAAUCUCUUGUUUUUUGUUUUUGUUUAUUUUGCUUCUUGUUAUUGUUCUCUAUUGUUCUCUGUUAUCAAGCAACUUUUUUUUUCUUUUUUCUUGAUAUUACUCUUUGGUGUUAACUAGAAAUCCCUUUUCUUUUUUACAUCGUUCUCUCACCAGAACUCGCUGAUGUCAACCAAUAACGAUGAUAAUACUUAGGAAUUAUUUGAUUGCCCUCAAGUCACUAUUGUCUACACAGAAUGGGUCUGAUCUAUUUCUUUUUAUGAAAGGUAGAGAAUAAUCUCUCAGCCUGCGUUUAUACCAUGCACAAACUUUAUGUUCGUUGUGUACAAUGGGAAAUGCUUACAAUAUAUAGUUCUAUGUAGGGGAUUUCACAAAAAUGUAUACAUAGCAUUUCACUUUUUUUUACAAUAGAGGUCAUUGGCAAUUGUAUGUUCAUAAAAUAUAUAUGCGUAAAUUUGUAUACAUCUGAAUUAUAUUAUUCAAACGUUUUCCAAGUGUAUUCUAUCUACAUGAAUCGAUCUUCAUUCAGAACAUUACCACCAUACGGAAAACCUCUGCAUGCCUGAUCAUCAGUUCCCAUAUUAUGUUUGAACUAUUGUGUACUUUACAACCAUGCCGUGUGCAAACACAAUGUUGCGUGAAAUCCCAGCCAAAUGAUAUCCUAUCAAGUUAAAAGAAGUGUUUAUUGUUAAAUAAGAUAAAACCACAGCAGUGAGUGUAAUCGAAAUGUGAAAAGCUGAAUGUAAACAGCCCUGGAAGUACACAUGGCUUAGGGAAGCAAUGCUGAAGGCUGCUACUCCUCCUCCUCCCUGUCUUCUGCAUGUGUAAGUGUGUGUAUCUCUGUGUGUCUCUGCCUCUCAGUCUGUAGCAGCAGCCUCAGCCGCAGCAUCGCUUCACUUCACACAGGAGGUUUGGUCUCUAUAAACCAUUCAGCAACAGACUCUUGCUCUCCUCCUCCAUGCAGAAGCGUCAGGACUUGGCUACAGCAUCAUCUCCCCUGAAAAUCCUACAUCUGAUUUCUCUCUGAUUUUUUUUCUCGCCUGUAUUUUUCACCUGAGCUUGUUGGAAACGUGCUAACCUAAUUCAUCCACCUCCUCUGCUCUUCUCAUUUUCAUCAUCACCACCUCAAGUCUACUGGGUCCUGCAAAACCUCCGCCUCAUCAACCUCUUGUUGCUGCACCAAGAAAUAACCUCUGCUUCCCCCUCCCAAAAGCCAUCCUUCAUUCAAUCAGGUCUACUGCCAUCUCCCCAGGAGCCCCAGCACUGGGGUGAGGGGUGAGGUGUGUAAUACACUGCUAGCAAAGACGGCUGGGAGACAGCUUACCAUGAGAUUGCAAUACACAUCCUCUUCUUCCUCCUCCACCAGCUCUCUGGCUGCUGGUCUUGCACCUUGCUUGUUGCCUGGUCCAGGGUCUGGUCUUGCAGGUGGUGGCUGCUCGUGUUGUUGGGGUUGUUGCUAUGGUGCCCUGCUGUUUUUCCUCUGGACUUCGGCUGCAGUGACUGCCUCCUCCUCUUCUUCUUCGUCUUCUUCAGCUGGAGGUGCUGGAGCAGGUGGUGCUGCAGUGACCGGUGCUCCUGGUAGUGCUGGUAGCUCUGGUGCUGCAGCAUCUACUCAUUCCCCGGCUCCUCCUCUCCCUGCUGCAGUGGUAGCUGGAGGGGCGCUCCUGGCUGCUGUUGUAGCAGGUGCCGGUGGUGGUGGGGUGCUAUCUUCAAGUACAGGUGGAGCCCUAUGUUAUUCUUCCCCAAGUGCGGGCUCUGUACAGGAACUGGCUCAACGCUCUCGGGUGGUGAUUGAGGGCAAAGUGCAGCAACAGCAGGCACCAGAGGGGCGCAAGAGAAAGGUGCCAGAAGAAGGGGACUUUGUUACUUCUGGGAAAAGAAGAGGACAGGUGGUCAAAGGGCAGGUGAAUGGAACCAUAGACAAGCAUCAGACAGUGUCAGUGGUGGUGAGUACUGCAUCCCAAGAACAGGUAGCCACUGCCAACAGCUGGACUGCACCUUCUGCAGGCAGCUUUACCACCACUGCUACCAUAGCACUCAGUGGCUUUUCUGACUUCACCACAUUUGAUGGUACAUCUUCCUCCGUGGCUCCUGGAAUCCCAGAGUCUUACCUGGUGAAGGUACACCAAGUCUGGGCGGUGAAAUCUGCAGGCUUGGAGAAAGACUCUAUUAUAACAGUGCAAGGGGAUUUCGGUUCCAGCUGUUUGAAGCUGAAGGAGGACAGCAGGUAUAUAUUCUUCAUGGAUCCAACCAACAGUAGCUCAGUCUUCAGAGCAUCCUUCCCUCCACUGGAGACUGGCAGGAAUAUGAAAAAGGAUGUUGGCAGGGUGCUAUGCAGAGGUUGUGAGUGUGGAUUGAUACAUCUUUGGACUUACCUUUGUGGACCGUUGGACUGGACAGACUGACUUCAUGAUGGUGCUCAAUGAAGUGGAAUAUUCUAUAGGAUGAAGGUUAGACAAUGGGGUCUGCGUUGUACCCCUGUGAUUAGAGAAGAUGCUGCUGUUGUCUACUGGACUCUUGAUAUGAAGAAAUUGGACUCUUGACAUAAGGAGAUUGGAUCCUCGAUACAAGAGACUUUUGUACCCCAUGUUGGUGGGGGACUUCUUUAGGGGAGCCCUCUUGGCAAUAUGGAGGCUGGACAUUUUCAGGGGAGGCCUCUUGGCAAUAUGGAGGCUGGACAUUUUUAACUGCUCUCUAUUCUUUGAGUUUCCAAGGGAGAUACUGACAUUUCUUCAAGAGCCCUA
Hyla sarda is the source of this 2985-nucleotide messenger RNA. RefSeq names its product pro-neuregulin-2, membrane-bound isoform-like. Gene Ontology annotation, molecular function: chemorepellent activity; protein tyrosine kinase activator activity. The transcript is spliced from 2 exons. The record is from RefSeq and is a predicted model, not a curated record. Bases 1567 to 2646 code for a protein of 359 amino acids. Gene Ontology annotation, biological process: intracellular signal transduction; cell differentiation; nervous system development. Lineage: Eukaryota; Metazoa; Chordata; Amphibia; Anura; Hylidae.